UGCACUUCAGGUACAGGCUGGGGGACAGCGGAGCGGAAGCGCCUAGAGAACACGUGACCACAGGUGACACAGGAAGUGGCUCUGAGCAGUGGACCUUUACAGUACAUACACGCGCACGGAAGGAGACCAUGGAAAAGAAGCUGGUGAUCAUCGACACUGACUGCGGCAUAGACGACGCUCAGGCGAUAAUGAUGGCCUUGGCGGCGCCUAAUGUCGAGAUCCUGGGCAUCACCUGCGUGUUCGGGAACGCAGCGGUCGACAACGUGUGUCAGAACGUUCUGAGGGUGCUCUCAGUGUGUGAGCGUGGAGGGAUUCCAGUAUUCCGAGGCUCUCCCAGCCCUCUAGUCGGAGCUGGAAACUCACCCAGGGACCACUUUGGAAGCGAUGGACUCGGAGAUGUGAUAAAGGAGAAGGAUCCGCAGUGGGAGGAGAAAAUCCAAAAGGAGCACGCAGUUAAUGCAAUGAUAAGACUGGUGUCCGAAAACCAGAAGCAGGUGUCCUUGGUGGCCCUCGGCCCACUCACUAAUCUGGCGCUGGCAGUCAGACUUGAUCAGCAUUUUCCUCAAAAGCUCAGGGACCUGCAUAUCAUGGGUGGCAACAUGGAAGGAAAAGGAAAUCUGUCUCUGUGUGCAGAGUUUAACUUUGCCAUGGAUCCAGAGUCGGCCUAUAUCGUUCUCGAAGAGUUCCUCUGCCCUACUUACCUGGCAUCGUGGGAAUACGCGUGCAGAAACGCACUGUCGUGGGACUUCUUUGAGGAGCUCAUCAAUCAGGACGCUCCAGCUGCACGCUUCAUGAAGAUGAUAACGUCUAAAUGUUGGGCCUACUCCAAAGAGGCCAUGAUGAAAAAGAGAGAUGUGUAUUUUGGGCCGGGCUUUGUUUCUUAUGACGCCUAUGCGAUGGCUGCCUGCAUCGACAGCAGCGUGGUGACAGACAGCAUCGAGAGUCCCGUCCGGGUGGAGCUGCAAGGCUCCAUCGCUCGAGGCAUGAUGGUGCUGGAUCGCAUGAAUCAGCUGCAGAAGAGCCACAGUGUGUUUGUUCUGGCUAAAUGUGAUGCAGCCAAGUUCAGUGAGCUUCUGAAGGAGUCCCUCAGACAACCCUGUAAGAAGUAACGCUGGGACUUCCUUCAUUUUACAGCUAAAUGUGUAUUUGAGCAAAUUACUACAAAUGACUCUUUGACCUUUCACUCAAUCAGCCAAUUUUCUGGCCACUA
This is a messenger RNA of Archocentrus centrarchus (flier cichlid), 1210 nucleotides long. Its product is annotated as inosine-uridine preferring nucleoside hydrolase. Gene Ontology annotation, molecular function: hydrolase activity, hydrolyzing N-glycosyl compounds. The coding region runs from base 129 to 1109 and encodes 326 amino acids. The transcript is spliced from 6 exons. Lineage: Eukaryota; Metazoa; Chordata; Actinopteri; Cichliformes; Cichlidae. The record is from RefSeq and is a predicted model, not a curated record.